Molecule: messenger RNA, 1844 nt
Organism: Sander lucioperca (pikeperch)
Lineage: Eukaryota; Metazoa; Chordata; Actinopteri; Perciformes; Percidae
Product: solute carrier family 12 member 9-like
Exons: 5
Coding region: 1-1071 (356 amino acids)
Biological process (GO): chloride ion homeostasis; cell volume homeostasis; potassium ion homeostasis
Cellular component (GO): membrane
Molecular function (GO): potassium:chloride symporter activity
Source: RefSeq, a predicted model, not a curated record
AUGAAAACACAGAUUUAUCCUUUAAAGCUACCCUUCAUCUCUGAAUCCGACAGUGUGCGUAAGUACCUGCUGAUGCUGGACGUGAGGAAGGACCAUGUUAAGUUCUGGAGGCCUCAGGUCCUGCUGAUGGUUUCUAACCCUCGCAGCAGUGUGGGCCUCAUCAAAUUCGUCAACGACAUCAAGAAGAGCGGCCUCUACGUGUUGGGACACGUCCAGCUUGGAGAUCUCAGUGGGAUGCGUCCUAACACCCUCGUCCUUGGUUUCUAUGACGACUGUCUUCCAAAGGACAAGCUGAUUGAUCCGUCGCUCUGUACCAGUCAGCCCAGAGAUCCCUCGGGCUCCUUGGAUGAGCUAGAGCAACAGCCCCCUCUCUUCCACUUUGCCUCGCUGCGGGGGUCCAGCGACAGACAGGAUUAUGGUCCUCUCGCCGCCCUCCUCCUCUCCAGGAAGGGAGCUGUGUACGUUGACGUCUGGCCGGUCAACCUCCUGCGCCCGGACAGCAGUAGCUACGUCGAUACCUGCUCUCUGUUCCUGCUACAGCUAGCGUGUAUCCUCAACAUGGUGAGAGCCUGGCGCAAAGCCACGCUCCGUCUCUUCCUGUGCGUGGAGGAAGGACGGAGCGUGAGAGGCUCAGAGGAGAAGCUGGGCCAGCUGUUGAAAGAGCUGAGAAUUAAAGCUCAGGUCUACUCUGUGCCGUGGGACCAGCAGGUGGCGCUACACUGGCAGCGCCAGGGCGAGUGGGGCAAGAAACAGUCGUCGCAAUCCCUUGAUAGCGCUAAAGAAGAGGAGAAGCAGAGACCAGAUGAAGAAGAGGAGAACGAUGAAGAUUACGUUAAUAGCUUCCCGAGCAACGCCACGCGCCUGUCUAAUGACUACCUGUCAGCUGUCAAUAAGCUGAUCCUGGACCCGGCUCGGCCCGCCCCUGCUGUGCGUUUCUUGUACUUACCCCGUCCCCCAGCUGACACCCGCCGCUACACCACCUACUUGCACCAGCUGGACCUGCUGACUCAGGACCUGGGCCCCACGCUGCUCAUCCACGGUGUCACACCUGUCAUCACCACUGACCUUUGAACAAUCCCCUUCCUGACACAUUCAGGGAAGUGUUCCUUUCGAUUGCUGAGGGCUGCUGAGUUUAGCAGAAGCUUCUCUCUGAGAGUGUGUGGACCACUCCUAGUGCAGCAUUACUGUAGACCUCAGCAGUGCCCCGACACUGGCCUCUCCACCCAACGACAGACUGGGGAAGAGAAAACAGCCCUUGAAAUUUCAACCCAUACAGUGAUGUCACUGCUGACUCAUUGAUACCACCUGCACUGCCUCGCACAAUAUCUGGCACUAUAGCUCUAGAGCCUAUUUUAGAAUAUUGAAAAUGAAUACUUGGUAAUCACAAAAUCCUGACUGGCUACAUAUUUAACCUUUCUUUCGUUUUUUUGUGUUGUCAGCUUGUAGUUCUGGUAUUCCCAUCAAGCUUCUGAAGGCACCAUGAUUUUGAACUAUUAUGUCAACCUUGUUGCAAUUUACACAUAAAACAAUCAGACUGAUUGAAUGUACCCAAGUAAAGCUAAUCACUUUCCAGACAAAUUUACAACCUGCCAAACACAAGCCACUCAAAAGCAGUAUCAAAUGGUCAGGCCCCCAGGGGAACAUUUAGAUUGCCAAUCCGCCUCUGUCCCUCCAUCACUUAGACCUACUUCUUCAUCUAUCUACGAUAGAGAGAGCGGUCUAAUUCCUGAUACAUUCUAACCUGAAUUUGAAGUAUUCUCUGACUCCCCUGUUCCUUUUCUUGAAAUGUUUUCGUGGUGUGCUGCUGCUCAAAUUCCUUAAAAUGACCAUUUCAUAUGCCUUGA